This is a messenger RNA of Echinops telfairi (small Madagascar hedgehog), 9705 nucleotides long. RefSeq names its product GREB1 like retinoic acid receptor coactivator (gene GREB1L). The record is from RefSeq and is a predicted model, not a curated record. The transcript is spliced from 35 exons. Gene Ontology annotation, biological process: multicellular organism development; kidney development. Bases 232 to 6129 code for a protein of 1965 amino acids. NCBI's taxonomy places the organism in Eukaryota, Metazoa, Chordata, Mammalia, Afrosoricida, Tenrecidae.
GCCGCCCCUAGUCCUCUGCCUUCGUGCCGCAUCCGGGCCAGAUAUCGCUCAUACCUCCUGUACCCCAGAGCAUACACUCUCCUGGAGUUGAGAGGGAGAAGGCUGCCCACUGGACUAAGGUGCAAAAAAGAUUUCAACAAGUUAAAAUCCAGGCAACAGGUUCCCUGAAGUGUUGACUACCCAACUUAAUCAUGAAUGUGAUUAAAAAAUGUUAAUAAGUAAGCCAAGACCAUGGGGAACUCAUAUGCUGGGCAACUGAAAUCCACUCGAUUUGAGGAAGCUCUGCACAAUUCCAUAGAAGCCUCCCUCAGAUGUAGUAGUGUGGUACCUCGGCCAAUUUUUUCCCAGCUAUACUUGGACCCUGACCAGCAUCCUUUCUCAUCUGCAGAUGUGAAACCUAAGGUGGAGGAUCUGGACAAAGACUUGGUGCAUCGCUACACUCAAAAUGGAAGUUUGGAUUUUUCUAAUAAUCUGACAGCUAAUGAAAUGGAAGAUGAUGAAGAUGAUGAAGAAAUGUCUGAAUCAAAUAGCCCACCAAUUCCCUAUUCACAGAAACCUGCCCCAGAGGGGUCUUGCACUACAGAUGGUUUUUGUCAAGCAGGAAAGGAUUUGCGUUUGGUAUCGCUGUGUAUGGAACAAAUAGAUAUCCCAGCAGGAUUCCUGCUAGUGGGAGCCAAAUCUCCCAACCUUCCCGAACAUAUCCUAGUUUGUGCUGUAGACAAGCGAUUCCUACCAGAUGAUCAUGGGAAAAAUGCACUUUUGGGGUUUUCUGGAAACUGUAUUGGCUGUGGAGAAAGAGGAUUUCGGUAUUUCACAGAAUUUUCCAACCACAUUAACUUGAAGCUCACCACCCAGCCAAAGAAGCAGAAGCACUUAAAGUACUACCUGGUCAGAAGUUCCCAGGGCGUGCUGUCGAAGGGACCUCUUAUCUGCUGGAAAGAAUGUAGAAGCCGACAAUCCUCUGCUACUUGCCACUCUCUUAAGCCAAACUCUUCGGUAUCAGCAACUGUGACCCCAGAGAAUGGAACAACCAAUGGAUAUAAACCAGGAUUCACUCAGACAGAUUCAUCGAUUCUCAGUCCAGCUAAUUCUGCAAUCAAUUUAAGUGGCGCUCAGGACCUGACCCGGAAUAAGAAUGUUGUGAAACCACUGGCUUUAUCUUUGCAGGUUGUAGGGAAGACUUUUGCUGCAGAUGCUGCUAACGGAAGCAGUAGUCAUGCGGGGAAGAGCAGUGCGUCCAGCUCCACCCCAGCCCGUCCAGUGACGUACUCUCUGUCACCAAGACCAGGCUAUGUAUCAGGAGACCCAGCUCCCAUGUUCAUUUCUGGGCCACCAAAGAAACGACACCGGGGAUGGUAUCCUGGGUCACCUGUCCCCCAGCCUGGCUUAGUUGUACCUGUUCCUGCAGUUCGACCUCUUGCAAGAACAGAGCCCCUUUUAUCUGCCCCAGGUCCACAGACCCCAUUAACUGGAAUUUUACAGCCUCGGCCCAUUCCUGCAGGGGAAACUGUAAUCGUUCCUGAAAAUCUGCUGAGUAACUCAGGAGUUAGACCAGUAAUUCUGAUAGGCUAUGGCACUUUACCCUAUUUCUAUGGAAAUGUUGGUGACAUUGUUGUGAGUCCUCUGCUGGUGAACUGCUACAAGAUUCCACAGGUGGAAAAUAAAGAUUUGGAACAAUUAGGAUUGACUGGCAGCCAACUCCUGAGCGUGGAAAACAUGAUCCUCCUGACUAUCCAGUAUCUUGUGCGCCUGGGUCCUGAUCAGAUACCUCUCCGGGAAGAAUUUGAGCAGAUUAUGCUGAAAGCGAUGCAGGAAUUUACUCUGAGAGAGAGAGCCCUGCAGAUGGGUGCCCAGUGUAUUCCUGUGUCUCCAGGACAACUCCCCUGGCUUGCCCGAUUGAUUGCCAGCGUGUCCCAAGACAUGGUACAUGUGAUUGUGACCCAGAACUCUUUGGCAGAGGGCAUUUCAGAGACGCUGAGGACUCUCAGUGAAAUGAGACACUAUCAAAGGCUGCCAGAUUAUGUUGUGGCAAUUUGUGCAUCAAAAAUCAGAGGAAAUGAGUUUUGUGUGGUAGUAUUAGGUCAGCAUCAGUCAAGAGCGCUGGCAGAGAGCAUGCUCACCACGAGUGAGUUUUUGAAAGAAAUUAGCUAUGAGCUCAUCACAGGAAAGGUCAGUUUCCUGGCGUCGCAUUUCAAAAACACGUCAUUAGGUGAUGACCUCGACAAACUGCUAGAAAAAAUGCAACAAAGAAGGGGAGACAGUGUGGUUACCCCAUUCAACGGAGACCUUAAUGAAUGUGUGUCCCCUCAGGAGGCUGCUGCUAUGAUCCCCACGCAAAACCUGGAUUUAGAUAAUGAAACCUUCCAAAUUUAUCAACCACAGCUUACAGUUGCCAGAAAACUAUUAUCUCAGGUGUGUGCAAUCGCAGACAGCGGCAGCCAGAGCCUAGACCUCGGGCACUUCAGCAAAGUGGACUUCAUCAUCAUUGUCCCAAGAUCGGAGGUUCUGGUCCAGCAAACUCUUCAACGGAUUCGACAAUCAGGUGUCCUGGUAGACUUGGGUCUGGAGGAAAAUGGGACAGCUCAUCAGAGAGCAGAGAAAUAUGUUGUUCGUCUGGACAAUGAGAUUCAAACCAAGUUUGAUGUUUUUAUGAGAAGGGUGAAGCAGAACCCAUCCACCCUGUUUGUGCUGGUCCAUGACAACUCCCAUGUGGAACUAACGAGUGUCAUUUCAGGAUCCCUGUCUCAUGGUGAACCCAGUCAUGGAUUGGCUGAUAGAGUCAUUAACUGCAGAGAAGUUCUAGAAGCUUUUAACCUCCUGGUGCUCCAGGUGAGCUCCUUCCCAUACACUCUGCAGACCCAGCAGUCUCGCGUCAGCUCUAGCAAUGAGGUUCACUGGAUACAGCUGGACAACAUGGAGGACCUGGGCUGUGAGGAGAAGCUGUACUUUGGCUUGAACGAGUACAGCAGGUCUCUGCAGUGGGGAGUGACCAGUCCGCUUCUAAGAUGUGAUGAGACUUUUGAAAAAAUGGUGAACACACUCCUGGAGAGGUACCCCCGGCUGCACAGCAUGGUCAUCCGCUGCUACCUGCUCAUCCAGCAGUACUCGGAGGCGCUGAUGGCUCUCACCAUCAUGGCGUCCCUCCGAGACCACAGCACCCCGGAGACACUCAGCAUUAUGGAUGACCUCAUCAGCUCCCCGGGGAAAAACAAGAGUGGGAGGGGGCACAUGCUUAUCAUCAGGGUGCCCUCGGUGCAGCUGGCGAUGCUGGCCAAGGAGCGGCUGCAGGAGGUGCGCGACAAGCUGGGGCUGCAGUACCGCUUUGAGAUCAUCCUGGGGAACCCGGUCUCUGAACUCAGCGUUGCAGCUCAUUUUGUGGCACGAUUAAAGACUUGGAGAGGAAAUGAACAAGAGGAGUGGGUUCCUCGGACGUACCAGGAUUUAGAAGGUCUGCCUUGUAUUGUGAUAUUAACCGGCAAAGACCCUCUUGGAGAAACCUUCCCCAGGUCUUUGAAGUACUGUGACCUCCGCUUAAUCGACUCGAGCUACUUAACUCGCACUGCCUUGGAGCAGGAGGUGGGUUUGGCGUGCUGCUAUGUCUCGAAAGAAGUCAUUCGGGGGCCCGCGGUUGCCCUGGACCUCAGUGGGAAAGAGCAGGAGAGAGCCACGGUCAGCGAGAAUGACCCGGACGAGCUGCUGAUUGACUUGGAAAGGCCCCAGAGCAACAGCAGUGCCGUCACGGGAACCUCAGGUUCCAUCAUGGAGAAUGGGGUGAGCUCUUCCAGCACGGCUGCUGACAAGUCCCAGAAGCAGCCAGCAAAGCCCAGCUUCCAGAGCGCAGUUUCCAGUGCAGGGCUGGACGAAGGGGUCUCUCCCAGAAUCCUGAUGUCUGGAGAGCCCCUGAAACAGGAGUGCGACUCGCUGGGCCAACAUGUGGCCAGCAGCACGACCCCCAAGCCUUCCUCUUCCUCAUCUGGACCUCGGACCCUCCCGUGGCCUGGACAGCCUGCCAGAGGCUGCAGGGGCCUGCCAACAGCUCUGCCCCCCAUCGUCAUCCUGUCCAAAGCGGCCUACAGCCUCCUGGGCCCGCAGAAGGGCGGCAAGCUUCCCGCUGCCUCUGCCCUGCUGCCCCACGCCGACGUGGCCUGGGUGAGCUCCCUGCGGCCGCUCCUGCAUAAAGACAUGAGCAGCGAGGAGCAGUCCCUCUACUACCGCCAGUGGACGUCUGCACGCCAGCACCAUGCCGACUUCAGUAACCAGCCCGACCCGGCCACCGGCACCAGGAAUGUGCACCCACGGCGGCUACUGCUGACUGGGCCCCCCCAGGUGGGAAAGACAGGCUCCUACUUACAGUUCCUUAGGAUCCUCUUCCGCAUGCUCAUCAGGCUUCUGGAGGUGGACGUGUAUGAUGAGGAGGAGAUCAACACUGGUCCGAGUGAGAGCAGUGACAGUCAGGCCCCGGGAGAGCCCUGGCCUGACAUCGAGAGCUUCAGCAAAAUGCCUUUUGACGUCAGCGUGCACGAUGCCAAGUACAGUUCGAUGAGCCUGGUAUAUACUGAGAAGCUGGCAGGAGUCAAACAAGAAGAACUAAAGGAAUCCAAAGUGGAGGAAUCGAGGAAACGAGAAACCGUGUCCAUGAUGCUGACAAAAUAUGCGGCCUACAACACCUUCCACCACUGUGAGCAGUGCCAUCAGUACAUGGACUUCACCGCGGCCUCCCAGAUGUCUGACUCAACCCUCCAUGCCUUCACGUUCUCCUCCUCUAUGCUGGGAGAAGAGGUCCAGCUCUACUUCAUCAUUCCCAAAUCCAAAGAGAGUCACUUUGUCUUCAGCAAGCAGGGCAAACACCUGGAGAGCAUGCGGCUGCCCCUGGUUUCAGACAAGAAUUUGAAUGCAGUCAAGAGCCCUAUUUUCACUCCUUCCAGUGGCCGCCAUGAGCAUGGACUGCUAAACCUUUUCCACGCCAUGGAGGGUACCAGCCACCUUCACCUUCUGGUGGUCAAAGAAUACGAGAUGCCGCUGUACCGCAAGUACUGGCCCAACCACAUCAUGCUGGUGCUUCCCGGCAUGUUCAAUAAUGCAGGCGUGGGUGCGGCCAGGUUCCUCAUUAAGGAGCUGUCCUAUCACAACUUAGAGCUGGAGCGGAACCGCCUUGAGGAGCUGGGAGUUAAACGCCAGUGUGUCUGGCCGUUCAUUGUGGUGAUGGAUGACGCGUGUGUCCUGUGGAAUAUUCAUAGUGUACAAGAGCAAACAAGCCAGUCCACAGAAGCAGGGGUUUCUAGUAAGAAUGUGUCCUUGAAGAGCGUCUUGCAGCAUAUCGAAGCCACGCCAAAAAUCACCCACUACGCAAUCCUGGGGGUUCAGAAAUGGAGCAGCAAGUUGACACUGCAGAGCCUGAAGGCUCCCUUCUCCAGAUGCCAUGUGCAUGACUUCAUUCUCCUCAAUAUCGACUUGACCCAGAAUGUGCAGUAUGACUUCAACAGGUAUUUCUGUGAAGAUGUUGAUUUUAACUUGAGAACAAACAGUAGUGGGCUGCUCAUCUGCCGAUUCAAUAACUUCAGUCUCAUGAAGAAGCAUAUACAAGUUGGAGGGCAAAGGGAUUUUGUCAUAAAACCUAAGAUCAUGGUGUCAGACAGCUUAGCACCCAUCUUACCCCUUCAGUAUGUCUGUGCACCAGACAGUGACCACACACUACUGGCAGCACCUGCGCAAUUUCUUCUGGAGAAGUUCCUUCAGCACGCCUCAUACAAACUCUUCCCCAAAGCCAUCCGCAACUUCAAGAGCCCUGUGUUAGCCAUUGACUGCUACCUGAACAUUGGACCUGAGGUGGCCACCUGCUACGUUAGCUCCAGACCCCACUCCAGCAAUGUCAGUUGUGAAGGGGUGUUCUUCAGUGGACUCCUCUUGUACCUCUGUGACUCUUUCGUAGGUGCUGAUCUUCUUAAGAAAUUUAAGUUUCUAAAAGGUGCUACCCUGUGUGUCAUCUGCCAAGACAGAAGCUCCUUGCGCCAAACCAUUGUUCGCUUAGAGCUUGAAGAUGAAUGGCAGUUCCGCCUCCGGGACGAGUUUCAAACUGCCAACAGCAGUGAUGACAAGCCUCUCUAUUUUCUUACUGGACGACAUGUAUGAACUUUUUAAAAGAGAACCAAAAUAGCAAAGGGGAUGCCUAGGUGAGGUGGAACCGAAACAAUUAUUUGGGGUUUUUUUGUUUUGUUUUCCUUUAAAGUACAAUCACUGUGGAGCAAAGUGCAACGUAUUUGUCUAUUCUCCAAAGAGCUCCCCUAUCUGACGCAGGUUUUGGGGGCAUCACUCUCCUUCAGUUCCAAUGACAGGACCUUGGAUUCAGGUAAACUCUACCCUAGGCAGUUAUGCAAUUCUCUAGGACAAGGUCUGCCCACGGGAUCCUGAAGAGGUAUACAUUGGAGAAUGAUGGGCAUUUGCAUUGUUUUUUCUACUACAGGUUAGGGGGAAAACUUGACUUUCAGCAUUAUCUAGUCUGAAUGUGUUACGUGAGACUCACACCGCUGGUGUGAAAUUAAUUGAAGAUUAACGUUUGAGGCUUGAAUCCUCAGUUUCUCUUCAGAUCUGUACCUUGGUACAGUAUUACUCAGGGGUCUGAAAAGAUAGAAUGUAGAAGAUAUUUGUAUUUAAAAAAAAGAAGUAGCUUUGUCUUUCUCUGUGCAGUGUUAGUUUAAGAUUUAUUAUCUUAUAUGUAUUGAAACCUUUGGCAAAAUUUCCACAGGAGUUAAAGUUUACUAUUUAAACUGACUGACAGAUCUAUUAGGUACAUUUAUGCCACUAUUCCUAGUUUAUUACCUUUGAGCUUUCCAUUCUCUUGAGAUGGUUUCAGUCUUUCGCGCACCAUGGCUAUGAGCAUAUGGAAAAGAACCUGGUUAGGUGAGCCAACAACGAACUGUCCCGAUAGCCCACACCCACCGUUUAGUAGGAAUGAAGUACAUGCAGUCCCCAGCUUACAAAUGACUUCUGUUCGGAAAUCUGUCUUUGCAAGGUGAAUUGUAUGUUGUCGGUUCAGUUAGGUAUGACUCAUACCUAAUGUCGGGCUAACAUUUGUCAUAGUUAUAUGUCUUUAUGCCUAAAACACUAUAAAACACUUCCAGAUACACUAAAACACCAUGAAUAAUUCAGUAAUGUUUUCAUAAUGCACUGCAAGUAGUGUCCAUUGGCUAUUAGGAACCAUUUUAUGGACUCCAAAAGUGUAAUGCUUGACAGGGAUUGGUUUCAAACUAUGGUGAUAUUUAAGUCAGCCAUUCUUAACCUGGGGACUGCCUGUACUCAACAACCAAAAUAAAUGUCAGGUGGAGGUUUUGCGUGGAGUGGAACGAGUUUGUUUCAACGACUCAAGCAAAGCUUCCUCUAAAGCCUACACUGAAUAUUAGCUGCCUUAAACUGAACCCAACACAGAAAUUCUGAAGUGGGAACAGAAAAUCAGGCCAUAAGGAGAGACUUGUUUUGACUCGAUCCUACUAGAAAUUCUUAUGUGAAGAGUAAGGAAUAAUUCACUGAAAGUCUUUUUAACCCAUUAGAAAUUUUAGCUGCUACUGAAAUAGCAUACAGGAACUAAACACUACCUGAUCCUGCACCAAACCCGUUACACAUUGGCUGUUGAGCUCCACAGGCACUGCCUGAUGUUUGGGAGGAGACUGCCAGGUCUUUUCCUGGUCUCUCUUAAGGGUCUAGAAGCCAUGUUGAAAUCUGUUCAGCAACAUGCAAGAGCCCCAGUGACAAGACAGGCAUGAAGUACACUGGCUGGAAAUCAAACAAGUCUCCUGUGUGGAGGGCUGGAAUUCUAUCAUUGACCCACCAGUGUUAAAAGAGGGGACAUUUGUCCAAUGGAAUCUCAGUAGGUCACAGUUUAAACAGUUGGCUGGUAACUGAAAAGAUGGCUGGCUGACACCACCCAGAGGAGCCUCAGAUGAAAGGCCUGAUGAUCUACUUCUGAAAGAGCAGCCUUUGAAAGCCCUAUGUAGCAUAGUUCUACUGGGACUUAAGCGGGAUGGCCAUGAACCAGAAUGGACGCAGUGGCCGCUGGGUCUUGUUUGUCCAGUGGAGUCCCGAGUCCCUGGGUGGUAUGAAUGGUCUGGCUUGCUCAUCAAAAGGCUGACAUCUGAGUCUGUGCAGCAGCAGCCUCAGAAGAAGGCCUGGCCAUCUGCUUGCGAAGCAUCUGCCACUGAGAACCUGCGACGACACAAGAGUACUGACACACAAGGGCUGUGGUGAGUCAGAAGUGGCAGUUGGUAACUUGUCAAAUAUGAAUUCACAGUAGGAAACCUGCUUUCUACUUACAAAUUUUCUCAAGUCUAUUGGAUGUUUACUUAAAAAAUUUUUGAAGUGGAUGUUUACUUCUAAAUUACUCCAGUUCUCUUAAUUAAGCAAUCCUUUGGGAUUUUUCUUAUUAGCCUGUCUGUCCCACUUUACCCCUUCUUAAAAUGGCCAUUUUUACUUGAAGCUGUGUAUUGUUCAUGACCUGAAACUACUGAGAAAGGCCUACUAAGCCUACACUUACUUAGAACAAAUAAUUACCCAGCUUUGUUAUCUUGGGAUAACAAGUUUACAGCUAGUGAAAAGUAAAAAGGCUGAAAAUGGCUUGCAGUCCUCUUGAUUUUAACAGCUAGUUAUGCUUUAAAUGUGUUUUGAAACGAACAAUUCCUUUUAACCCCAUUUUUAGUUGUCCUUCAGAGAUCUGCCUUAUAGUAUAUACUUUGAAAAUACAGCAGAAUUUUUUUGCAAAGAGGUACGUUGUAUAGCAGGUUGGAUAAUAUAUUGAAUGUUUUUCAAUUGUUCCUGUUUUGUUGGAAGGGCCUAAGGGGGACCAUAUCAAGUAACCCACUAUUUGUGCAAUACCUUUUACUAUGUAGAACAAAUAAAAUACUUGAAAUAAUUCUAAAAGUUUUACCUGGGACAAAUGGCUUCUCAGGGUUUCUUCUGGCUUUAUGACUUCAUAGUCUAAAUUUUUUGUUAUUUUGAAUGCAGACAUUCCACAUUAAGCUAGGGCUGUGCUCUAAAAAAAUCGAAAUGAUUGUAACCUCUUAAGUACUAUUUAAUUGUGUGGAAGAAAAAUGCCAGAAUAAAGCCAAAAUUAGACCAUUGUCCCAAUGGAGAAACCCAAAUUGACCUUGCCUAUUCGUCUCAAAUUCAGCCUUACUAAGGCUUGGAUCUUUUAAAAUCACCUUAUCAGUAUAAUUAUUUAGUGAACCUUGGGUCCUUCUCCUUUAAGGAUAAAAUUGCACAAGUACAGGACACCAUGAUUUGUUAAUAUUUAUCUUGGUGUGUUCAGCUUUAAGCCUUGCCAUCCCUUAGAACAUUGAUGUGGUAUGAAUGUAUUAAAUAGGCCAGCAUAAUAAUUUACCUAUAGACCUGUUGAAUGUUGGCAUGUUUGACAGUUCAUACAGGUUAAUACUGAAUGUAAACUAAAAAUUAGAAUGAAAAUUGAUUUCAAUUUUUGGGGCUGUAAUUUAUGCAAUUGUUUUUGUGUGUGUGAUUUUUAGAAAAGGGGGCACCUGUGUUACUUUAUUACUGUAAAUUUUUCUUAACCAAAAGUUGGUGAAUUUCACUAGUCGGUCUACCUCACAUUUUGUUUAUGAUUUUAAAUUGUCUUAAAAGUUGUUUUUACAGUGUUACUGUCUUUUAAUUUGGUGAAUGUAUUAAAAUUCCCUCCCGCACACACAUAAAAAAUAGUUCAUUUUC